Helicoverpa armigera (cotton bollworm) is the source of this 2920-nucleotide messenger RNA. It is a transcript of the gene omd, whose product is annotated as integrator complex subunit 5. NCBI's taxonomy places the organism in Eukaryota, Metazoa, Arthropoda, Insecta, Lepidoptera, Noctuidae. Gene Ontology annotation, biological process: snRNA 3'-end processing. The coding region runs from base 102 to 2843 and encodes 913 amino acids. Gene Ontology annotation, cellular component: integrator complex. The record is from RefSeq and is a predicted model, not a curated record. The transcript has 17 exons.
GGUCUUAUUGCUUGCUUUGCUUGUUGUGUGGCGUGCUUAUUUGGCCGGGAUUUGUUUAUUUCCCUGAAUUAUAAGAACUUAGGAUUAUUAAAUAACUUGCGAUGAAUCCUCAGAGCAAGUCGACGGCUCUGUCCGCCGAUUUGAACAACUUCAUUUAUGGUGUUUCUCGAAGAAAUGCUCAGAACGCGCCGGAAUUGACCCGGACUGGCUUGAAUCUGUUGAAAAACUUUCCAGCUGCAAGAGAUGCGGUGUUGGAGUACUUUGCUAUGGUCUUCCAUGACGCUGUGAACGUCUCCAUCACUCAAACAGAUUAUGAGACUGAUUUAGGUGCAAAUGGCUCACUAGAGAGUGUGAGCAUGAUUGGCCCGGAGUUAUGCAGCUUGGGCCAGUCAUGGGCACCGUUCAUUGCACCCUGGUGCAUCAGUCUGAUCAUGGAUAUUGCUACUAAGAAGUCUAAUGUGCCAAAUACAACACUGCAAAAUGCAGAUCCAGUUAGAAUUCUUCUUGAUAUCACCACUCAGAAUUUAACUUUACUCAAUUCUGAGGAGAGAGCCAAAUGCAUUGAUAUGAUGCUGGGGUCAUGGGCAUGUUCCUGGGCAGUAGGAUGGGUUGGUCGGGCAGAACCAGCACUCGUAGCUCCGAGAGCAUUACAACUUGGGGCUGAUGCAGCAAGGGCAGUUUUGGCACAUCUUGCAAACCAUCCACCGGCUACUCAUCAUGUUCGAGUGGCUGUACUAGAUCUGUUUCAUGAAGCAAUUAAGGAAGACAGUAAACCAGAGAAAAAGAGGGAUGUGAUCCCUUAUUUACUGAACUUAGCAUCAAAAUCGGAUAUUGUUUUAAAAGCUCUUACACAAGACAUUGAACAAACAUUGACAGACGACGUGAUGGAGCGUCUGUGCACAUUGUGCGCGGCGCAACGUAACUCAGUGGUGUGGGCGGACGUCACGCCUCCCGCGCUCGUGUCGCUGCUACUCCGCGCGGAUGUGCGGUGCUUGUUGCUGUUGUUGAGGCAUGCGUUGACCAAUGUCUUCUGUAGACAGUUGUUGGAAUAUCUUCUACAAAAGUUGGAAUAUGAAUGUUUGUUUCCUGAUAAAAAUAUACCGAUGCUGGUGAGCGCUGCUGAAGAAAUUAACAUAGUGAGAGACAAAUUACUCGACGGCAAUCAAUUGGAGAAGUAUUCUCUAGCCAGAAUACUUAUUUUAGUCAGUUACAACCUCCCAUCAGAGUUCGUAAGCACAAUCAGCUAUUUACUCCAAUAUUCUCGAGACGACUCAACCCUUGCACUUUUAGUCCGAAUAAUUUCUGGUACCAUCACCAUGCACGUUCCCAACGACAGUCCAGACAUUAGCAUGGACACUGAAAGAUAUCAGAGCUUCAUUAAAACGGGGGUAGAAUAUGCUCUAAGAGACGCUAUGCUGUCGGACAAUGAGAUAAAGAGCUGCUUCCUCGAAGGAACGGUGCCGAAAGACCAGAAGACGUAUUUGCAUCAUUUUUGUUUGAAUAUUAUUAAGUUGUUGAGGUGGGAGAAUUCAAACCGUGUAUCACAUUUACGCACGCGUCCAAUUGGUCGCGCCGUUGAAGCUAACUUGUACCGGAUUGGCGGAGCUUUGCAAGAGUAUACUUCACUGUUGCGAAUCAGGAAGGAAUGUACUAUGGCUUCUUUGAAUGAAAUGCCUACGUGUCAUGCUUUAGCUGAGGUGUUAGACCGAGUCGAUAUGACAGGAACUAAAGCAGCGCCCCCUAGCGUGGAAGUUAUUCUCAAAGUGGUGCAGGCCACCGUCAAGUAUUUCUUCAGAUGCUUACAUUUGAAAGACACAAUGGAAAAACUCCGAGGCGUAGCGACAGCUUGCCGCCUUCUCCGUAAACUCUGUCUCCACAGCAAGCUAGCCCGAGCCCUAGCUCUCAGGGAACUGUUAGAAACGGCCAUGUUUAGAGAAGACGCAGCAUUCGGCAGUAGACCCGUGCUAGCUAACUUAGCUGCCACUAAAGAUUGGAGAAGCGAUGAUCUGUUGAUACAUUUGAAUCAGAAACAUGGCCCCAUCACCCAGCUAACUCAAAGCCACACUUCAGUUUUCCACGCGGGAAUCAUCGGCAAAGGCGUGAGGAAGCCAAGUGAUCUAGACGUGAACGAUAUACCGCCGAUAUUGACGACUAACAACGAACUGCUAAUGGGCGCGCUUACGUCCUGCAUGGAUGGUAACAGUGGCCUAGUAGAAGGUGCGACGUCAGUCUCGCUGCUGCUGGUGGAAUUAGUAUCUCCCGAUGUCAUGUAUAACGGCCUGCCUUGGCCUGAUGAAGAUUUUACUAAGCAAGUGAGCAUAGAGCGCGAGUUGUACAUGCGCGGAGCACUGGAGAGCUGCGCAGUAGCGCGGGCGGCGCUGCGUCGCGCGGCCGGCGCGAGACCCGCGCUGUGCCUCGCCUCCGCGCUGCUGCGGGCCACUGCCGCUACCUUACUGCACCGCCUGCGGGCUUAUCUAGACCGUCACACUCAGUCAGCGGAGAUGGCAAAAGAACGCGCUGCUCUGACAGAACUGCUGUCGACAAUGACACUAGGACAGCUGUUACCUCACCCGCUUAGCCAUAUGCUGGAGUUGGCGCCCGAACUAACGGCCAGUGAGAUUGUGCAAGUCUUACGCGACUGUUUAUGGAACUAUACAAGAGAUCAUGUUCCUUCACCCGCGUUGUUUACUUGUGAUUCUACAGGUCUUCACUGGCGGGACCCCGCAACUUGCAAGCCACCUGCAACAUACACAGACACCUUGAGAUUGAUCAUACAGAAAAGAAUAUCGAAACUUGGACAUCUCUACCCGAUAAUGUUUUUAAAUCUGGAAAAAGAAAACUGAAUACAUACGUAUAAUUUGAUGUAGUUAUUGUAAAUAUGUACAUAAUUUGACUUUUAAGAAAUAAAGUGCCUAAUUUU